Molecule: messenger RNA, 12677 nt
Organism: Mobula hypostoma (lesser devil ray)
Lineage: Eukaryota; Metazoa; Chordata; Chondrichthyes; Myliobatiformes; Myliobatidae
Product: monoacylglycerol lipase ABHD2-like
Exons: 11
Coding region: 1456-2754 (432 amino acids)
Biological process (GO): medium-chain fatty acid biosynthetic process; medium-chain fatty acid catabolic process; steroid hormone receptor signaling pathway
Cellular component (GO): sperm plasma membrane; sperm flagellum
Molecular function (GO): acetylesterase activity; monoacylglycerol lipase activity
Source: RefSeq, a predicted model, not a curated record
UGCAGUCGGAGUGUGGGCGCUGGCCUGCGGGUUUCAGGAAUAGGAAGCGCCGGCAUUACACCACCCCGUCAGCUGCUGGCUGGCCUUUCCCCUCCUGCAGCCGCCGGCCAGUAUCUUUCUCUCUUUACCCGUUAGCCUCCCUCAAUAAUCAACUCCUACCCCUUUCACUCACACCAAUCACCCUAUCCUCUGUCAGUCACCCUCUCCACACCCCCCCGAUCAGUCACCCCUUCCGUCCGCUUCCCCUCCCCCGUUAGUCAUCCCUUCCCCUCCCCCGUUAGUCAUCCCUUCCCCUCCUUCGUCAGUCACUCCCUGCCCUUCCACUUCGGUCUCCCUUUUCAGUCCCUGUCAAGUCAUCCCCUUCCCCUCUCCAUCAGUCACCUCCCUUCCCACCGAUCAGCCACCCCCUUCCCUCCCCUCUCCCCCGAUGAGUCACCCACUCCCGAUCAGUUACCCCCUUCCCACCCCUUUAGUCAACCCCUUCCCCCAAUCAGUCACCCCUUCCCCUCCCGUCAGCCAUCCCCUUCCCCUUGUCAGUCUCCCCCUUUCCUCCCCUCCCCAUCAGUUACCCCCUUCCGUGUCAGUCACUGGCUUCCCCCCUCAGUCAUCCCCUCCCCUAUCAUGUCAGUAACCUCUCUCCUACCCCAUCAGUCACCCUUUCCCCUCCACCAUCAUUCACCCCUUUCCCCCGAUCAGACACCUCUUUCCCUCCCAGACAGUCCCUCUUCCCGCCCCCGUCGGUCACUCUCCUCUCACCUCCAUCAGUCGUCCCCUUCCCACCCCUGCCAGUCACCCCCUUCCCCUCCGUCAGUUACUCCCUCUCCCCCUGAUGUUGCCUCCAUCCUACCCCUGCUGGUUUCCCCCCUCCUCCUAUCAUCACCUUUUCUUCCCCCUCCCCCCUCAAUCAUUCCCAUUCCCAUCAAUCAUCCUUUGUUCCUGCAUUAAGCAUCCCCCUCUUACUCUCAUCACCCCACUUUCCCUUCCCUUCCUUAUCUCUGCGGUCACUAGCCUUUGCCUCCCAGCACCUGAGCAGGCAAAAAAGUCUCCAUUUCAGUGCUGAAGGAAGUUAAGGCCACCGUCUCUCUAUUCAUUCCUGUUUGCUAUUGCAUUCCUGUCUGUUUGAAGCAAUAAUUGAAUUGCCAUUGGAAGCCUGUUGUGUUUUACAUUUGGCCCAUCCUACUUCUGGAGAGUCAAGCACAGAAUUGGAAGUUGCCAACCUGCAGUGGUUCGUUGCAUUCACCAGCCUCUGAUGUAAUUCUGAGUGAUAAUGGAGCAUGGGGUAGAUAAUGUCCCUUUGUGGUCAAUCUGGUCUCUCUCUUCCGUCCUAUCUGUUGGGGGAAUUCUACCUUAGGUUGGCAGUCAGAAGUCUAAAUCCUGUUACUUGAAGAGAACCAUUUUUUCACCACUAUUCUGAUAACUGAUUUUGCCUUUGAUCAGUGGCUAGCUUAAUUGGUAAUGAUGGCAGACUCUGAAAGUGUAAGGAUUGCUCCAGAAAUGCCAGCCAUGUUUGAUGGGAUGAAGCUGGCUGCAGUAGCUGCAGUGUUGUAUAUCAUUGUAAGAUGUCUGAAUCUUAAGAGCCCCACUGCUCCUCCAGAGCUGAUGUUCCAGGACACCCCACUGACUCGAUUCUUGCUGAAAUCAUGCCCACUGCUGACCAAAGAAUACAUUCCACCCCUCAUUUGGGGAAAGAGUGGACACGUACAGACAGCUUUAUAUGGUAAAAUGGGACGUGUAAGUUCUCCUCAUCCCUAUGGUUUACGCAAGUAUCUCCCUAUGCCAGAUGGAGCUACUGCAACGUGGGAUCUUUUUGAGCCUUUGGCAGAGCACAACACUGGAGAGGAUAUUACUAUGGUGAUUUGUCCUGGGAUCGCCAAUCACAGUGAAAAGCAGUAUAUUCGAACAUUUGUCGAUUAUGCUCAGAAGCACGGAUACCGGUGUGCUGUUCUCAACCAUCUCGGUGCUUUGCCAAAUAUUGAACUCACCUCUCCUCGUAUGUUUACAUACGGUUGUACGUGGGAAUUUGGCGCUAUGGUAAACUACAUAAAGAAAACCUUCCCUCAGACCCAGCUGGUGGUUGUGGGUUUCAGUCUUGGUGGAAACAUAGUUUGCAAAUUUCUAGGAGAAAAUCGAGCCAAUCAGGAAAAGGUUCUUUGCUGCAUCAGUGUGUGUCAAGGCUACAGUGCACUACGGGCACAGGAAACUUUCCUGCAGUGGGACCAGUGUCGGAGAUUUUACAACUUCCUAAUGGCAGACAACAUGAAAAAGAUUAUUUUAUUUCACAGAAAAAUAUUGUUUGGAGAAAAUGGUUGCAAAUCACCUAAUGCUCUGGUAGAUGUAGAUCUCAGCAAACUUUACACAGCAACUUCCCUCAUGCACAUUGAUGACAACAUCAUGAGGAAGUUCCAUGGCUAUAACACACUAAAAGAAUAUUAUGAGCAAGAAAGCUGUAUGCACUAUCUUCACAAUAUCCAGGUCCCUCUACUGCUAGUGAAUGCUUUAGAUGACCCCCUAGUGCAUGAAAGCUUGCUGACCAUUCCUCGUUCACUUGCAGAGAAAAAAGAAAACGUCAUGUUUGUGUUAACUCUACAUGGAGGGCACCUUGGAUUCUUUGAAGGCGCAGUGCUCUUUCCAAAACCUUUAACUUGGAUGGAUAAGCUUAUUCUCGAAUACACAAAUGCCAUUUGUCACUGGGAGAAGAACAAGCCACAAUGUACAGCAGCAGGAGAUCAGAACUGCUCAGACCACAGCGAGUAGCCACUGUACAAACUUUAUUUGCCAAAUUCUUCAAUCAUUCAGUCCUUUAUCAUCAUUACAUUCCUGGCUUGGAUUUGAUUAUCUUAACAACUCCCAGCUAUUAAUGUAGUUCAUCUGGCCAAUUUAUACUCUUUUAUCACAACAGAUUAGAUGUGAUUGUAAGACCCUUUCUGUAUCUUUUUUCAGUCAAAGAAACAUGGGUGCACAAGACAUGACAAUUCACUGUGCUUGACAAUAACUUAGUUUUAUAUUCAUCAGGACAUGGAAUAAGAGUUUCUGUAUCACAAGAGAUCUGCUGUCAAUACGAGCAAAUGAGCCAACAUUUAGAGGUCCCAGAAGUUUUUUCAGGAGUUCAUUUGUUGAAAACUUGUGCCUUCUGAUAUAUAUUUUUAAGUUAUGGUUUCAAAAAGACAUUUAUUUUUCUGCCCCUUAGAGAGAUUAAUCUUUUGUUUUGUGGUCAUGUGAUCAGGUUAAGUGCAGUAGUGUUUGAAUUUAAAAAUAUGCAGACGGUUAAGUCUUUCACAGGAAACAAACUGUAGAAUUCUUACAUGAAAAAAUUCUUGCAGAACACAUUUAUUACCUCCAUUUGGUCGUUAGCGAUGCCUUUUUCAAAUUCACUAUUAAGGGGCAACAAUGAAUUCCUUUCAAAAUAGAGUAUUUGUUCCUACAUGGCACAUAUUAGCACGAUGUUUGUUCAUUGUCAUUUUAGCUCCACUUAGAAUACUCCUAAUACCUAAAGGCAAGCAAUUUUUCCAUAAAAUGUUGUCCAAAUUUUUCUGAAAAUUCCUCAAAAAGAAUGGUACGAAUGGUACAUUUGUAGCGGUAAAUGUUAAAUAGUUCUUCACACUUUGAAAAUCCAGGUUAAAUAGAAGUUUGUACUGUCUACAGAAUCUAUAAAUUACCUAUAUAUAGAAAUCCUAUCUUGAUCAUUGCACUGGAGGACAAGGUGAAUGUUCUGCCAUUCCAGUAAAGUAUAAAUUUGGAUAUUAUCCUUUCCUGAUUAAUCUGUUGCUUUUGAUGCUGAGUCAAGUACCUAAGUAUUGUAACAGCUCGACAACUGAGAAAUGGAAUAAGUUGUUUAGGCAUUUGCUGAUGCUUUGCUCUUGAUUCAUUCUUUAGAAUUUAUCUCAUCAGUCCUAUAGAAUUCUUAGUUCUAUAGAAUUUUAAUACCAGGGCAUUCUAAAAUCAUACUGAAUUGGUUGAUUUUCUCUGGCUCCAUAAGCAAGAGGAAAUAUAUCAAAUAGAUUCUGUAUUUCCGGAAUAAAAAGUAGAAAAGUCCUUGCCUCCAUUUUAGAUGAGCACUUUCCACUAUUUUCUGCAUUUAAUUAAGAAAUAUCCACUCUGGGAAUGGAUGCUCCUCAAGCACAAUUGUUACCAGGGAUAUUUAGCAUUAGCACCAUCAGGAUUGGAGAAGACUGAAAUAAAUAUUGAUGCCUCUUCACUUCCAUUGUGGGUUUGCUCCACAGUUCCAGGAGUAGCUGUGUUGUGAUUACUGGCUGCUAACCAUAAGUAAAUAUGAGAUUUAGCAAAGUAAUGUGAUUUUUUGGGAGGUUUGAAUGAUUGCAGGGAUGGGAAUUUGUCAAGAUUGGAUUCCUGAAUGCCAGAAUAUAUAUUUGUUGUAAAAAGCAACACAUCAAUAUAGUAAAAAAAACAUUCAGCUCAUUACCAGAGAUCUUUCUACCUCUUGAAUGAUGUACACAAGCACAAGAUAAAUUGAUAUCCAUUCAGGCGGAUUUUGUAUUCUUACUGCAUCUUGUGGCUGAUGGAACCAAACACUAGUUCCUCAGGAUUACUUACCAAGCAAUACAUUUUUCUCAAUUUUUCCCCUCUAGACUUGAUUGCAGUUAAUUUUGCUGUUUGUUAAGUCAAACUUAUCUUGGUCAGGUUUAAUUAAAAUUGGCUUUUUGAUUAGAUGACUUUUAGAAAUUCUGUUAGAAAAUGGUCACAAUCCAAUUACACUUAAAAAUUAUAAAAAUAAAAAGAUAAAUUUAAAUCAAUUUUAAAUUUGAGAUAUAUCCAGUAAUAAUUAUCCAUCAUGUGGAAUCAACCACAGCUUUUUCAUGUUGUAACUUAAUAAACUGGAGACUGUAUUUAAUCACCAGUAUGAUGCCAGCAACAGUCUCUUUGUAGUACAGGCUGUUAUUGACUAUGUCCAAAAUAUAGUCAAUGCUGCACUGUGUUUGCUACUUUCCACUUGAGAAGGAAACUCAUUCAUUUGUGCUUUAGUAUUUUAAGGUUUGUGAAAUAAUUUAUGAUUCACAGCCCCCAUUUCUCAUGGCUCUUAAGUUUGCCUUGUAAGAGUACAACACGAAGUGCAAACAUCUGUACACAGAUGCAUCAGUUAAUAAUAUUGUGCUUGAGUAGGUGGCAGAGUGGUGGAAAGGUAAAAACAUUGUGACACUUAACAAAUCAUUUUUUUUUGCAGUGCAACUAUAAGUCUUAAUACCAUGGGAAAUUUCCUUCUAUUGCUUCUAAUAUUAUACAGGGUCUUGUGCAAACAUCAUGUUAGAAAGCCUAUUACUGACACAUCUAUUCCAUCAUAUUUAAAGGUUUUUCCCUGAUAUUUGACAAUGUUUAAAAUUUAAGUUUAUCAUCUUGAAAUAUUGCUGUGGAUGAUAAGGUCUUGUGAGCUAUUGCAACAUAAAUGCAAUCAAUGCUCAAUAUAUAUAGGCUAUGUACCAGCUUUAAGCAUCCCAUUUAGAAGGAUAUUGAUUGUAGCUUCAGCUUCUGAUAAUUAAAAUUAUUUCCUGGAUUCUGUUAGGCAUCCUUAAAGAUCCAUUAAUUGGUACUUGUGUAGUUGUUUGUUUUAGAUGCCUCUUCUCAUUCAUGUAGGUCACUGCACUUGUAUAAUCUUUAUCUAGUGUAAACCAAAGAAAACAUGCCCCAUUUUUCUUCUGGUUAGACUGUACAACAUUGAAUUCAGAUUUCAUUGAAAUAAAUGAACUGCAGUAGAGGAGUUAGGCUUGAGGAUUUAAUGAUAUCUAUUGGGAUGUUUGAAAUUUUUGAAGUGAAUCCAUGCCAAAUCCAUGGACAGUUUUCAAGUUUACGUUACUGCACUGGUAUGAGUGACUAGCAUGUGUAGUAUUAAUGGCUUUAUGUAAGGUAAAAUUGCAAAGAGUUUUGCUUGCUCUUGAAUAGUCAGCCUAUGCAAAAUCUAUUAUCAAAUAUCCCUGCUAACGUAUAGGGCAUUCAGAAAUUGAUGGGAGUUUUUUUUUAAUUAGCCAAUGACAUUGAUACCUCAACUACAUAUUUCUGCAUGCAUUUAGCUGCAGAUAUUUUGAAUCUCAAAGUGCAGAAAAUAACUAUAGUUUAAGUAUUGAUGUGUUUGUGAAUAUAGCAUAUUUUGGGAAUAAUAGUGAUUUAAUAAAGUUAGUAAACUAGGUUAAUAAUAACUUGAGCAGUUAAAAACAUUACAGUUCUUUUGCAUUGUGAAUUGAUUGAUAUUUUUUGGUAUUUAGGAAGUUCAUUGGUAAGAUGGCACAAAUAAAUUUUGUAAAACAGAUGCCAUAAUUGUCCAUAGAUGUGCAUUUUGCUUUAGAGGAAUUAUUUCACAAUGAUGCAUCAGUCGAUUGCUGGGAUGAAAAGUUAGAUUUUUAAGGUCCUGGCUUGAUAUGUGACGAUUAUGAUUCCUAAAUUGUUUUCAGUACUUAGGUGAGAAUGAGUUGGAGUGGAUCAGGAAGGUACAAGGCAAGGUGUGUUGUGUUAACUUUUUGUUUGAGGAUGUUCCUUGUGUUUAACGUUGUUAUUGCCAUAAUUGAUCUGGAAAUGGUAUCAUUAAUAAUGGUAGUGGGAGAUAGUUUGGUUUUGGUAAUAGUUUUCAUUGGUCUCAGAAUCUUCAUUGGCUUGCAAAUUUCAAUAAUAUGUUAUAUCAGUGACUAUUUCUACCAGGUAAGUAUGUUUUGCAUUUCCUGUGCCUUUAAUUACUAGACUUCUUUCAGAUUACUGGAGGCUUGAGCUGCAGGCCUGUCCUGGGGUUAAGGGACACUUUAUGUACUGUACAUUGCUAGUAACAAGGCUUGUUUUUGCUGUUGUUGGUUGUCGUUUGUUGUGUUCUGUGUUGAUUUGCUGAAUAUUGUGGGCAUGCUAUGUUGACGCUGGAAUGCUGACACUUGUGGGCUGCCUCCAACACAUGCAAACAACACAUUUCACUGUGUGCUUUGAUGUACAUGUGACAAAUAAACUUUAGUCUUGAAUCUUAACUGGGAUGCAUGUGACCUAGCAGAUUAGCUCAACAUUUUCUUCUACUCUGUUCACUUAUGCUAGGUGAAAAUUCAGGGUUUUGGCUGCUUUCGAGUGCAAGGUCUUCUAGGGCUCAUUGCUAAAGAUCAGAGAAAUAUGAGAAGGAAGUUGCAGUUGCUUUUAAUGCCUUGAAAAUUAAGUUACAAAGAUUUCACUAAGGUAUAAAAACUUGUCAUAUUUUCAUUGAAGAAACUUGAAGAAUGGAGGACAUGUACAGGGACUUCAACUCGGUGGUUGUGCUAGCAAAAAAAUCCCAAUUUCAGCACAGUAUUGUACAUUUCAAACAUAAUUCCAAUCAGUUCAUCAGUUUUGACUGAUACAUGGCUCUAACUAGAGUAUUUCAAGGCAACGACACUGGAGGUUAAUUUUGAAUUCUAAGUUUGAGGAACUUUAGUUAUUUUUUACAUUUCCGUUUUUGGAUCUGCCAGUGUUGGUGGAAAAUAGGUUUUUGAAGUAAGGCAUUAUUUUGAGGUGUGCAGUUUGCAAAUUGGCAGCAAUGCACCAUAUAAAAGGUGUAUCAAAAUGCUGCAGUGUUUUAAACAUGCUCUAACUAGAUUCAAAAGGGGUUUCAGUCACUCGAGGUCUUUGUUAACUUAAUCCUAACCAAAGAUCUUCACUGCAAAGAAUCUUUUGCAUUUAUUUAGAUCCAGCUGGUGAUAUCUGAAAGUCAUCUGAUGUUACAUAAACUGUUAAGUCAUCUCAAAUGAGGUAACCAUAGGAUCGCAAUGGGGUUUUCUCUCCUCGUGCUUUUCUGCUUGAAACUCCAACUACUACAUUAAAAUUUGAAAUCAAGCUCCUGAUACAUUGCUGCCACACAUAUUGUGCACUUCCAGCCAAAGCAAACGUCGAAAGAAGUAUCCGUCUUCACCUGUUAUUAUGUUGAUUUCCUACCUGCAUGCAAUAAUAAAAUCAGAUGUUUUUACCUGACUGUAGACUCAGAAGUCAGAAAGGUCUGGAAUCAAUGCUGAAUAUGCAUUAUCCUGAUCCUCCAUCGUCAUUUUUACUUUCAUAAUUUAAGACUCUCCUUUUAUACAAAAUGUAUUUUGAUAGUAAAGCAUAGUUUUGUCAAUGAUGUGUACUUGAUUUUAAUUAAGCAUUGUAUUUAGCUUGUUCCAAUUUCUAUGCAGGUAAUUUCAAUAUUUGAUGGGACCAGAGAGGGAAUAGUAAUGUUAGUUAUUUAUUGACUUUAGAUCUCAGGUAGAUAUUUUCAUUGCACAAUGCAAAGGUUCUGGAGAAAUACAGUUGACUUGUAAUAGUUCGUAGUACUUAACUGGCAAUAUUCUACUUGAAUGUUUGACUGAAUUUGUCAAUAAAUAUAGGAAGACAUAGUGUAUGUAGCAAAUGUCAGCUUUGUCAGGCGCUAACAGUAUUGCAGGAAAAAUCUCCCAUUAUUAUUAUUAUUAAUGUUUGUGCUUUGUCAGUGUGCCUCAAAAAUAAUUAAUUGUACAUGCAACAAUGACUUGUGUAGAUUCUGGGAGAAGAACAUUAUAAUGCAUGGAAUUUCUUUUUACAUUGGGAAAUUUUCUUUUAAAUUAUCUACUUGAUGAACAUAUUUAUUAUCUCCAAUGACUUUUAUUAUCUUCCUACUUUGCCUGCGAUUUUAAAAUGUUCAGUUGUAUACUGAAUUGUGAAACUAUUUCCACUGUCCUAAGCAAUCUUUCCUCUAUUUCCUUUAAGCCAUUUUCUAUUUUGUGCAACUCUCAUUGCUUUGAAUGCUUGGAAGACAGAUCCAGGAGAUGCAGUAAGGAUUCAUUAGUGUUGAGCCUGUUCCAUUCAGGUAGUCUACAUAAUUUCAACAUUGAGUAACUUCAUUUUCCUGGUUCCAUUUUACCAUUAUUAACCCCACUUGUUAGAAUUAACAGUGUAAGCCUUUAUUUCUGAAUUACGCCACAGAUUAGAUUCCGCACACAUGCGCACACACACAAUUGACAUUUAAGAGAAAUAACUUGCAUUUAUACAGUGCCUUUCAUGAUCUCAGGACGCCCCAGCAUUUCAAGACACUGGAGAUGCUGAAAAACUGAAAGUAAGAAUAGAAAAUGUUGAAUUUAGAGUAACACACACAAAUUGCUGCAGGAACUCAGCAGAUCAGGCAGCAACUAUGGAAAGGCAAAAAACAGUUAACAUUUCGGGUUGAGACCCUUCAUCGGGACUGGAAAGGAAGGGGGAAGAAGCCCGAAUAGGAAGGUGGGUGGAGGGGAAGAGGACAAGCUAAAAGGCAAUAGGUGAAGCGAGGUAAGUGGGAAAGAUAGGUGGGUGGGUAAAUAUUGAAUUUACUCAGCAGGGAGGCUGAAUCUGUGAAGAGAAAAACAGCUAAUGUCCCAGGUUAUUUCCAAAGUAUUUCGUAGUCUAUGAAAUGGUCUUUGAAGCAGCAUAAAGAAGCAUCCACCACCACUUUGAAGACCAGUACUAUUCCAUAAACACCUUUGAUUGUUUAUUGGUAAUGUUGUUUGUGAGUGGGGGUAUAUUUGCAAAGAAUGAGCACUCCUUUAUCCACACCCCAUAUGUCUGUGCACUUAGAUAACUCUCUGGGAUCCUUUAAAUUCAUUUGAGAGGGCUGUCAAUAUCCUGUUACACUAAACUCUGUGUCAUUAGCUGACAGCAAGUUAAAAUGAUUUCAGUGGUUUAAGAAACCCAGAUGGAUUUUUUUUAUGCAGAGAUACAGCAUGGAAUAGGCCCUUCCAGCCCAAUAAGUCACACUGCCCAGCAACCCUCCUAGCCUAAUCACAGGACAAUUUACUGUGCAGUGACCAAUUAACCUACAAACUGGUAUGACUUCGGAUUGCGGGAUGAAACAGGAGCACCCAGAGGAAAGCCAUGCGGUUGCAGAUAAUUUGCAGAAACCAGUGAAUGAAUUAACUGGUGAAACACUAUUCACUGCCACUGCAACAAAGGGGUACAACUACUUUCUUCACUGAACUUUAGGACUUGCAUUUGUCCAGUAAAUAUUUCAAUGAAAAGCUUCUGUAUUUAUCUGAUUGGCCUAUUGAUAUAGAUGGCUACAUGGAUUUAAAUUAGUGGCAUAGUACAUCCCAGAUUAAACAUUUUUGAUGUGAAUUUAGCAUGAAUGCAUAUAUAUUUAUUACUUGAUACUGAUUAAGAUCCAAAAAAAACAAUUCCCAUUUCUGCUCUCAAAUUAGUUAUCCAGAUUUGAGUAUUUUUUCUUAAAGAUAAUUGGUUAUGAUCUCUAAAAAUGUCCAGUAAAAAUAAAGUAUGUUUAUGGGAACCAAGAAUCAGCAACUAUAAUAUUUAGAAAUAAACCUUUGCAGAUUUGAUAAAACCCAGAAAUCUGAGUAAAUUUCUGGCAAUGUCCCAUGGUAAGCAUUCCUAUACCAGCUUCCUGUUGGUUCUUGAUUCUGAUCUGUCCUUUUACAAGUGUUGUUGAAAGCACUGAUUGGUUUGGCAUGUCUCAGCCUGUGUCAUGUAAGCUUCCCCUGAAUAAUGUAGUAAUAGACGUGAAUUAUUUUUGGGGACAGGGCAUGCAUUUAGCUCCAGCUUGUUCUGGCAGGAUUCGGGUCAAAGUUACCCAAAUGCUACAUAGUGAAAAUAAUCCACAAAUAGACAAAAAUAAGGCAUGUUCACCAGUUAGCAUCCAAAAUGGAGAGAUGAAGACCAUGUGUGUGUGUGCAUUUAUGUAUUUUGUCUUUAUCCAUUUCUGAUGCUAACCAACAUAUUGUUCAUUUCCAGUAUUUUCUGCCUAUACAGGUUCUCCCCAGAUUAUGGCAGGAUUCCGCUGCUGUGAACUGUUCGUAGCCAGAACAGUUUGCAAAUCGGAAAUGCGGCCACAAACCACCUUUGCCCACACAGCAAAAAUGCCUGCAGCCCUGCAGCAGCCGGCAAAGCCAUCCCACUGGUCUUAGAAACAUUUGUUUUUGUGUAUGAUCUGUACAUAAGCUGGGCAUUUGUAAGAUGGAGAGGACCUGUAUUUGGAAACUCAGUUGUAAACUGUUUUUAAGUUUGCAUAUUUUUAAUUUAAAAUCCAUUUUGAUGCUGACUGCAAUUUCCCAAUACUGUAUAUGAAAUUGUCCCCCCACCCCCUUAUUGAGAGGAAUUUGAAUCCAAUCCAGGUGGAAAUCUGGAUGGACAGGUGGGUUUUGCCCUUCUGUUUAAAUACUGAAGUCUACUGAAAAACUACAAUUCAGCUACUAAUUAUUUUCAAGAUCUUCAUGAUUUAUUUUCAACAUUGUAUCUUUACUAACUUUCUCUUAAGGCGACACCUUUCAUAUGCCAAAAAUACGGCAAUUUAACAAAGAUUAUUUUUCUCCUUUUUAAAGGAAAGGCAGUUUCAUCCUUUCAUGUGUUGUUCUUCAUCAAACAUUCCCCUAAACAUAAUGCAUGGCUGAGGCCUAAUUUUCCACAGCCAGACACUGCUCACAGAGUAAAUAGAAUAAAAUGACAUGGGAAAAGAAGUAACAAUAUUCAGUACAAAUGUCAAGUGAGGAGAAAAGUGGGAUGAAGAUUUUGGAGUUCUUACAUUAGGUUCUUAUUGUAUAAAUGCAUUAUGGCUAGAUUCCAUUCCUAAACAAUGGAGCUGAGGGAGCAGUCACCCAUUCCAUUCAGCAGAGAUCAAGUUUAAAGCCUCUUGAUACAUUUGUACAAGGUCCCGAAGAGGGUCAAGUGGAAGAGAUGCAAAACAAAACAAAAGUUUAAAUAAAAAUACAAUGCCCAUUAACUGAUGCAAGCAGUUAUUGAUUGAGUUAUAAUGUGCAAUGGAGAGGGGAGAGGACUGCAGUUUUAUUUAUAAUAAAAAUUCAUUCAAAAAUGAAAUUAUGAAACACCAAUGAAAAUAUUAUGGCCUUUUGCAAAGCGACAGCACAAACCUGUUUAUUUUUUAUCAUCCUUUGUAUUUCAGUGUUCAAUGAAAGACUGACUUCUCUUCCUCCAGUUUUUCUUUAUAUUGUUACUAUUGCUGUAGCUUUUGUUUAUAGAAUGAAUGAAGAUCAUAUUUGUUGGAUUUGUGUGACUUGAAUGAGUGCUCUCUAUUUCACUUGCCUUGCACUGUGACACUUGCACAGCUUUCUGGAUAAUCAGUCCAUUAGUUGGGAUAUGUAACAUGGAACACACAGAGGUGACCAAUACCUGAGAGCCGGUUAUCAGAUACUGAAUAAACAGUGUGAAUGGCAACAGAUUGGUGGUAAAAGUGAGAGAUCUUAAUCUAGGGAUUCGAUAUUUAUGUUGAGAACUUGUUUUGGGGGUUGAAGAAAGAAUAUUUGAACAUGAAGAUGUGCCUACUUUAAAGAUUGUGCCUGUUAAGUGAAAGACAUAGUACUAAAAAUCACUAAAUCACUCAAAGUAUAUUCCUGGCUUUGGGAACUGGAUGUCCUAACUGCAUCCUUUAGUCUGUUAAAUCUGGUAGGUUGGUGCCUGGUAUUGGAGAUCCCUUUUGUUUGAAAAGAACCAGUGUGUGUUGAUCUGUUUUUCCAAGCAAAUAAGUGAUGAAAUGAGAUUUUGAAGCAAGAAGCAACUAGCAAUGCAAUGUUUGUUUAUCUACAUGUGCAAAAUGCACAAGUUCUUUGUGCUGAUUUUUAAAACAGUUUGCUUAUAUGGAAUUGUGCAAUGUAAUUAAAGAUGUAUUAAAAUUAUUUUCUUUAUUACAUUAAUACUGUUGCAGAAUUUUAUAGAAUUGUUUUCCUGAGUUUGUGUGUUUUAUGUUCUGAAUUGUUGAAAUAAAGGUUGUAAAUCUGAGG